AUGUCGAAUUUAUCCAAAUUUGAGUUUGUGGCAUUAGAUAUUUCUGGAAAGAAUUAUCUUUCAUGGGUACUCGAUGCUGAGAUUCACUUGGCUGCUAAAGGUCUUGAUGCCACUAUUACUCAGGGAAAUGAAGCAUCGAGUCAAGAUAAGGCGAAGGCUAUGAUUUUCCUUCGUCAUCAUCUUGAUGAGGGCCUGAAGAUUGAAUAUCUGACGCAACAUAAUGCUCUUUUAAUGAAAAAUCAUGAAGCUCAUCCCACUGGAGCUGCUCCAUUACCGGAGGCAAAUGUGGUGGGAGCACGUGAUCAAUCUGAAGUAAAAGAGAUGAUCAUCGCGGCUAUAAUAAUGCACGGGGACGUGGCAAACAUAAGAGACGAUACACUAAUCGUCAAGAAAGGAAAUAAAAGUGGUGCUUCCUCUUCCAAUGCUCGAGAUGAGUCACAUAUGACUCUUAAAGAUGAUGAUAAGCCAGGAACAUCUCAGAAAUUUGAUAAGGAUGUUGAAGCAAAUUUGCCUUUAAAGGAUGAUGUUUUUGAUGGCCUUGGUGACAUUACUCAUAUGGAAGUUGAUGACUUCUUUGGAGAUCGAAACUGA
Solanum pennellii is the source of this 591-nucleotide messenger RNA. RefSeq lists its product as uncharacterized. The coding region runs from base 1 to 591 and encodes 196 amino acids. The record is from RefSeq and is a predicted model, not a curated record. The transcript is spliced from 3 exons. NCBI's taxonomy places the organism in Eukaryota, Viridiplantae, Streptophyta, Magnoliopsida, Solanales, Solanaceae.